AUGGAUGACCUUGACGAAGGGUUGCCACAAAAACCUGGUUUUGUCCCUGACUGCGGGCCACUGGUGAUUAUGAUGAAUUUCGCAAAUACGCUCGACUUCUUCGAGCCAAUCGACGAAGCUAUUGUAAGCUUCGGUGAGACGGUCUUCGGGUUCUUCGGAUCCAAUAGGGAUAUAGCAGAUAUGAACCGCGACGUUCCUCCAAACAAAUUCUGGAUAGAUUUGAAGGGCGUAGAUGUGAUAUACGUCGUGACGAUAUUUCUGGAUAAUAUCUCUGAUUAUCCAGCGAGCUUCUCUGCCCUGAUGCUUCCUCUCCUGGAUGUAGUUACAGAAGUCGUGAACCACGUGUUGGUGAACGAAGGGAAGCUUGAAUUCUGCGAUGUCAGUGCGGAUGGAUUCGAGCUUGAGUAUGAGAUGCUCGAGAUCAAGGAUGUCGUGGUCGUCAAGCUGACGACGGUAUCGUUUGGUGAGUAG
This is a messenger RNA of Laetiporus sulphureus 93-53, 471 nucleotides long. RefSeq lists its product as uncharacterized. The record is from RefSeq and is a predicted model, not a curated record. The transcript is spliced from 2 exons. Bases 1 to 471 code for a protein of 156 amino acids. NCBI's taxonomy places the organism in Eukaryota, Fungi, Basidiomycota, Agaricomycetes, Polyporales, Laetiporaceae.